AUGUGUGACAACACCUUGAAGAUACGCAUCAAUAGUCUUGUCAUCUUUCUUCCAGUGUUUGAGUUGCGUCUUAAGUUGACGGAUGUGACCACGACUUGGUUUAGCAUAAGUGGAGGACAGGGUUGUCCAAACUUCAGCAGACGUAGUGGCACGGGAGACAAUCGAUUGGAGAGGAGUGGAAAUGGCACCAAUGAGAGAACUAUAGAUAAGUCGAUCUUGGCGUUUUCAGAUCGUGUACGCUGGGUUCACCGUGAGAUCAUCACCGGUGGUGAGCAUGACAGGAGGAGCAACGACGGAGCCAUCAAGAUAACCGGCCAGGUCAUAGCCAUCAAGCAAGGCGUGGACCUGAAGACUCCACAUGAGGUAGUUGACGGCGGUGAGUUUGGUGACGCUGGUCAUGUUGAUGGAGAUGAGAGUUUGGUUGUUGGUGACAUUGACGGCUUCAGUAACCGUAGGAGGAGAGGUGUUGUUAGAGGAAGACAUGGCGGCAUUGCUGCUUCCGCAGCCGUAUUCACUCUACAGAACAAUUGCCCUUACACCGUCUGGCCCGGAACUUUGGCCAGCAAAGGCAUCACCCUCGGCGACGGCGGAUUUGAGUUGACUCAAGGCGCUUCUAAACAGCUCACGGCUCCUGAUGGAUGGUCAGGCAGGUUUUGGGCUCGUACAGGCUGCAACUUUGACGGCUCCGGCAACGGUAAGUGUGACACUGGAGACUGCACCGGAGGUUUGAAAUGUACCGGCACGGGAUUUCCACCAGUCACUCUGGCUGAAUUCACACUCGUAGGCGAUGCCGGCCAGGAUUUCUACGACGUCAGCCUCGUGGACGGUUACAAUGUGAAGCUAGGGAUAAAGCCUUCCACAGAUUGCAAAUACGCUGCCUGUGCCUCCGACCUCAACGCAGAUUGCCCUGACGAGCUUAAGGUCACGGGUCAACAGAACAAUGUCGUGGCGUGCAAGAGCGCCUGCACCGCGUUUACCAAAGAGGAAUAUUGCUGCACCGGAGCUCACGACAAGGCGGAAACUUGUCCUCCCACGAAUUACUCGAUGAUUUUUAAGAAAGCUUGCCCUGACGCCUAUAGCUACGCUUAUGACGACGUAACGAGCCUCUUCACCUGUACCGGAGCUGACUACACGAUCACUUUCUGCCCAUAA
This is a messenger RNA of Camelina sativa (false flax), 1152 nucleotides long. The record is from RefSeq and is a predicted model, not a curated record. NCBI's taxonomy places the organism in Eukaryota, Viridiplantae, Streptophyta, Magnoliopsida, Brassicales, Brassicaceae.